Molecule: messenger RNA, 1098 nt
Organism: Oppia nitens
Lineage: Eukaryota; Metazoa; Arthropoda; Arachnida; Sarcoptiformes; Oppiidae
Product: cathepsin B-like cysteine proteinase
Exons: 4
Coding region: 43-1050 (335 amino acids)
Cellular component (GO): lysosome
Molecular function (GO): cysteine-type endopeptidase activity
Source: RefSeq, a predicted model, not a curated record
AAUCAUAUAAACAUUGCAUUUAACUCUAUAUACCAGUAAGUCAUGUAUGUAUUUACUAUACUCGCAGUUAAUCUAUUUAUUGGUGUUUCAUUGCAAACACCGACUAAAUACCAAAAUGUGAACCAAAUGAUUGAAUACAUUAAUAGUGUUCAAAAUGAAUGGAUUGCCGAUAAAACAUUUGAUGAUAAUUAUAAACUUUCAGACCUUAAAGUUAAGUUAAGUACUUUACCGGUGAAGAAAGGAGUUUUGCAGAUUAAACCAAAGAGUGAAUAUCCAAACAUAGAUAUUCCCAAAUCGUUUGAUUCAAGACACCAAUGGCCAGAAUGUCAGUCUAUUAAAGAGAUCAGAGAUCAGGGAAAUUGCGGCUCGUGUUGGGCUUUUGCAGUGGUGGAGGCCAUCUCUGACCGAAUAUGUAUUGCAUCAAAAAGCAAACAACAGGUUGAGAUAUCAGCUGAAAAUCUGGUGGCCUGUUGUACUUCAUGUGGUGAUGGAUGUCACGGUGGUUUUGAAGACGCCGCCUGGCAAUACUAUGUCAAACACGGCUUAGUAACCGGUGGUCUUUACAAUAGUCAUAAGGGUUGUCAACCUUAUUCAUUAGCCGCGUGCGAACACCACACAACUGGUCAUUAUCCACCGUGCGGUAAGACGAUGGACCCGACACCUAAAUGCCAUCAAAAGUGUGCCACCGGUUAUAAUGUCAGUUAUACUCAUGACCUACACUUUGGAAGCAAAGCAUAUGAUGUUGACAGUGAUGUUGAAGCCAUUCAAACGGAAAUCAUGACUAACGGACCCGUUAGCGCAGGUUUUAGUGUUUAUGAAGACUUUUUGACUUAUAAGUCAGGAGUCUAUCAUCACGUAACGGGUAGUGGAGUCGGAGGUCACGCCGUUAAGGUCAUUGGUUGGGGCGUUGAAAACGGUGUCGACUACUGGCUUGUGGCCAACUCGUGGAAUGAAGACUGGGGUGACAAAGGACUCUUCAAGAUUAAAAGGGGUACCAAUGAGUGCAACUUUGAGAGCGGCAUAUCUGCUGGAUUACCUAAACUUAACUAAUAAAUAAAUACUGUAUAUAUUUUACAUUAUUUUUAAAUAAUACUAUAU